Messenger RNA from Aspergillus mulundensis, 1113 nucleotides. It is a transcript of the gene scw4, whose product is annotated as putative cell wall glucanase (Scw4). Gene Ontology annotation, biological process: cell wall organization. NCBI's taxonomy places the organism in Eukaryota, Fungi, Ascomycota, Eurotiomycetes, Eurotiales, Aspergillaceae. Gene Ontology annotation, cellular component: fungal-type cell wall; extracellular region; cell surface. The record is from RefSeq and is a predicted model, not a curated record. The coding region runs from base 1 to 1113 and encodes 370 amino acids. The transcript has 2 exons. Gene Ontology annotation, molecular function: glucan endo-1,3-beta-D-glucosidase activity; 1,3-beta-glucanosyltransferase activity.
AUGAAGUUCAUUACUUUGCUCGCAUUGUUCCUGUUCAGCUGCCUGGCUGUUGCUAUCCCCAUUGCAACUGAAACUGUUGCUGUGCCUGAAGAGGUGAUCACCGUCUGGGUUGACCAGCAUGGACAGACUGUUUCUGUUGAGACCGUUCAUCCCACUGCAACUGCUACCGUCAACAAUGAACCCACUGCCCUCCAUCCCAUCCUAGCAAUCCCGGACCAAAAUGCACCUAAUGACCUCGAACCAGCCCUCGCAAGCGACACCAACAUCAAGGCAAACACACACCUCGACCCUAAAGGAGGGGACAAGGAUUCGUUUCAUUCCAAGGAUAAGCAUGAAGGCCAGCUCUUUGGCAUUUCCUACUCCCCCUACAACGCCGACAGCACCUGCAAAUCCCAGGACCAGGUAAACAGCGACCUCGACAAGCUCACCCACUACGCCUACGUCCGCAUCUACGGCAUCGACUGCGACCAGACCAGAAAGGUCAUCAACGCCGCGCGCCGCCACAACAUGCAAGUCUUCGCAGGCGUCUGGAGCCUCCAAAACCUACACGCGGACCUCAACGCCAUCAUUGAUGCCGCUAGACCUGACCUCUCAACCCUGCACACAAUCUCAAUCGGCAAUGAACUCCUCAACCGCGGCCAGAACUCCGCCGGAGAGGUCACAGCCGCCGUGAACGACGCCCGCGCCUACCUCCGCAGCCUCGGGUACAAUGGCCCUGUCGUGACAGUCGACACCUACUCUAAGAUAUUCGAGCACCCCGAACUCUGCCAGGCCUCCGACUACUGCGCCGCCAACUGCCACGCCUUCUUCGACGCAACACAGACCCACGAUAACGCGGGCGCCUAUGUCGCUGCUAUCUCGCGCCGUCUGUCUGAAAUUUCUGGCGGGAAGCGCACGGUAAUCACCGAGUCUGGCUGGCCUCAUGGAGGACAAAACAACGGACGCGCUGUGCCGUCGUGGGAAAACCAUAAGGUGGCCAUCGACAGCCUGCGCAAGGCGUUUGGGAACCGUCAUGGCGAUCUCGUCCUAUUCAGUGCGUUUGAUGACCUGUGGAAAAUCGAUAACCAAUGGACGUUUGGUGCGGAGAAGUUUUGGGGAAUAGAGACGCGUUAG